Messenger RNA from Drosophila rhopaloa, 649 nucleotides. RefSeq names its product cuticle protein CP14.6 (gene Cpr49Ag). Bases 69 to 473 code for a protein of 134 amino acids. The record is from RefSeq and is a predicted model, not a curated record. Gene Ontology annotation, molecular function: structural constituent of chitin-based larval cuticle. The transcript is spliced from 2 exons. Gene Ontology annotation, cellular component: chitin-based extracellular matrix. Lineage: Eukaryota; Metazoa; Arthropoda; Insecta; Diptera; Drosophilidae.
CCUGCUGGAUACCGCCCACACUUGAGUCCAAGUCCAAUUCCAGGUCCAAGGAUAUAUCCCCCUCCAACAUGUACAAGUUCAUCUUCCUCGUCUGCUCCGCCAUGCUGCUCAGCUAUGUCCUGGCCAGGCCCCAGGAUCAGCGGGCAGGAGCAGCCAGUCCCACGUCCACGACCACAGCGGCCACCAUUGUGAAGCAGGAUAAUGUGAAUAAUGCCGACGGAAGCUUUAACAGCAGCUACGAGACCUCGAACGGAAUACGCGUGGAGAACAUUGGCUACCUGAAGAAGAUCAUCAUUCCGAAGACCGAGACCACCGAUGGCCAGGUGAUCGAUGAGCACGAGGAGCUGGUUCUGGUCCAGACCGGAUCCUACAGCUACAGCGAUCCCGAUGGCAACCUCAUCACCCUGCGCUACGUGGCCGAUGAGAACGGAUUCCAGCCGGAGGGUGACCAUCUGCCCGUGGCCCCGCAAUAGUUUUAUUUCAUCCAUACAUAGUAAACCCUCCUUAUAAUAUUUCGCUUGAAAGUAUUAUGCACUGCCUGAAUGCCAUACGAAAUUGAAAUGUCUACAUGCCGUAGUUAGUUUUAAGCAAACAAAAAACACACCGAAUCGCCUGCAAAGAGAGAAAUAAAUAUUGGUAACGAUAAUGA